Molecule: messenger RNA, 4919 nt
Organism: Triplophysa dalaica
Lineage: Eukaryota; Metazoa; Chordata; Actinopteri; Cypriniformes; Nemacheilidae
Product: endoplasmic reticulum metallopeptidase 1
Exons: 15
Coding region: 45-2711 (888 amino acids)
Biological process (GO): proteolysis
Molecular function (GO): metalloexopeptidase activity
Source: RefSeq, a predicted model, not a curated record
UUUGUCCUUCCGCGCUUCUCGUCACACCGACAGCCGCAGUAAACAUGGACAGAGACUGUACUGUCCGCAGAACCAAAGCUCUUCAGAACCACCAGAACCCGCAGGACGAGCCGAGCGGACUCAACGGUCUCGACAACGGACUCGAGCCCGCGGUGCGGAAGCGCAAGCAGAAGCCGGAAGUGAGCGCGCAGCUGCUGUCAGAGGUCACGGGCGGGCUGCUCGUGCUCGGGUUUGUGUGUUUGUUGUGGGUUCUGGUUGUGUUCUCACUACAGCAGCUCGUCAUCAGAUCCAGCGGAGAAUUUAACGCCAUCCGGGCCAGGAAGCAUUUGGAUGAGAUGACCAGUGUGGGUCCGCGGACCGUCGGCAGUCAUGAGAAUGAAGUGCUGACGGUGAAUUAUGUUCUGGGUCAGAUAGAAGACAUGCGUGUGGAGAGCGUGUCUGGAGCUCACAGCAUCACUGUAGAUGUUCAGAGACCCUCAGGUUCUUUCUCGAUUGACUUUCUGGGAGGAUUCACCAGUUAUUACGACCGUGUGACAAACAUCGCCGUCAAACUGGAGCCAAAGAGCGGCGCACAACACUUCAUGCUCGCAAACUGCCACUUUGACUCUGUGGCCAACAGUCCUGGUGCCAGUGAUGACGCUGUGAGUUGUUGUGUGAUGUUGGAGGUUUUACACUCUCUGGUGAAUCUCUCGACGCCUCUCAAACACGGCGUCAUCUUCCUGUUUAAUGGAGCUGAAGAAAACGUCCUACAGGCGAGUCAUGGGUUUAUUACCCAGCAUGCCUGGGCUCAGCAGGUUCGAGCAUUUGUGAAUCUGGAGGCUGCCGGUGUGGGGGGAAAAGAGGUGGUGUUUCAGACAGGUCCAGAGAACCCGUGGCUGGUGCAGGCGUAUGUCCAUGCGGCGGUUCAUCCGUUCGCUUCAGUUGUGGGUCAGGAGGUGUUUCAGAGCGGUGUGAUCCCCUCAGACACAGACUUCAGGAUCUACAGAGACUUUGGGAAUAUUCCUGGGAUUGAUCUGGCUUUCAUAGAAAACGGUUUCAUCUAUCACACAAAGUACGACACUGCAGAUCGUAUCCCCACAGACUCCAUCCAGAGAGCAGGUGACAACAUCCUGGCUCUUCUCAAACAUCUGGCGAUGUCAGAGGAACUGGGCAACUCUUCUGAAUAUCGUCAUGGAAACAUGGUUUUCUUUGAUCUGUUGGGUGUGAUGGUGGUGGCGUAUCCCGCUCGAGUUGGCACUAUCAUAAACUACAUGGUCGCCGUGGCGACCUUCAUCUAUCUGGGGAAGAAAUGCAUGCUGCCUAAAAAUGUGGGUGGUCGGUACAUUCGUGAUCUGGUGUACGGCUCGUGUGUGGCUCUCUUGAGUUGGCUGGUCACUCUGUUGACGGUUCUGAUCGUGUCUCUGUUGAUCACACUGAUGGGUCGCUCCAUGUUCUGGUACACUCAUUUCUACACCGCCGUCUGUCUGUACGGAUCUGCUGCUGUGGGAAAGAUCGUUCUCAUUCACACGCUGGCUAAGAACCUUUAUUAUGGGGGCGUUCGGCGUCUGGAGUUGGGCGAGCUCUUCUUUGAUGUCAGUCUGUUGUUGUGGUGUUGUGCGCUUGUAUUCCUUACUCAACACAAUCUGUGUUCAGCGUAUGUGCCCAUGAUGAUGGUGGUGUUCCCUCUGACCAGCAAAAUACUGCUGAACAAUCACUUCAAACAGAGAGGAGCGUCUCUUCAGUACUCAGUUCUGUAUGUGACGGGUCUCGCUGUGCCGUACGUUCACAUCAUGUUCUUGAUCUGGGUGGUCUUUGAGAUCUUCACACCCAUUCUGGGCCGCAGCGGAACAGAAAUCCCUCCCGAUGUGGUCCUGGCCUCCCUUGUUACCCUGGCAACGGUUGUCCUUUCUUCAUACUUUAUGCAUUUCAUCUAUCUGUGCAGCAGCACCAGGAGGAUGUUGACUGGUCUGGGGUCAGUGUUUCUGCUGAUGUUUCUUCUGGUCUCAUCUGGUUUGUUCUUCCCCUACUCUGGAGAUCAGUCCAGCCCUCGACCCAAACGUGUCUUUGUGCAGCACAUUUUGCGUGUAUUUCACGCUCUGGACGGAUCUGUGGAGCGUCAGGAUUCUGGUCUGUGGAUCAACAGUCUGGAUUAUACGGGUAUGCAGCACAUCACAGCACAUGUACCAGAGAUCAACGACAGCAUCCGCACACGCUGUCAGGACCACCUGCCCUUCUGUGGCUUCCCCUGGUUACUUCCUGUUAAAUUCCUCGUCAAGAAGAAUUGGUAUCUUCCGGCUCCUGAAGUUUCUCCCAGAUCUCCGCUGGAGUUUCAGCUGCUGUCCAGAGAGGAGACCACCUGGGGAUCUGUUAAAAUGACCUUUGAGGCUAAAGGACCGAGUCACAUGUCUCUGUACCUGCGGCCGCACGCGGGCACGUCUUUGAGCCGCUGGUCGUUCGGUGACGGGACGCCACAGUUUGAUCUCAGUGGAGAAUAUUUCAUCUUUUAUUCUCACGGUCUGGACGCACCUGCCUGGAACUUCUGGUUUGAGAUUCAGCCGCACGAGCCCUCAGAAGUGUUCACUGAUGAAGGAAUGAUCUCUCUCGCUCUCUCGGCUCAUUAUUUCUCAGGUUCAGAUCGGAGCUCAGAGCAGCUGGAGUCUUUGCUGAAGAAGUUUCCAGACUGGGCUUUCGCGUCCUCAUGGGUCAGCACAUAUCACAUGUUCAGAUACUGACACGCACACACACACACUCACACACACACACACACACACACACACACACAUACACACUGUGUUCACUGGAGCACAAAACCACGGUACAAACAUCAUUUCACACAUUCCACUGACAGUGUUGUUUGAUGUUCUUGGUUUUAUAUCUUCAAGAAUCCCUGUUUUUAUAAAUCAGCUGUUUGAUUUUUGUUUUGCAUUGUGACAUGAUUCUCACAGCAGUUAUUACACAUUAUUUACUGCUUUUGAGCUUUUACGUUUGAGCUGUCAUUCUUAUUGUGUUACAGUAUUUAUCAAACAGAACACACGACUAUAUUACUAUUUCCAUAGGGGUGGGAAUCAUAGGGUACAUGAUGAUACAAUACAGUUCACAAUACCGAUAUAAUGAUGUGAUAAUUUGACAAUAAUCGCUAUAUAUACGUUUGCCAAUUCUAUAACCAUACAUCACGGUAUCUGCCUUGCUAUGAAAUCAAAACUUUGUUCAGUAGCUAAAUUAAUCAAAUAUAUUACCAACAAGUUUAAUAUUUUAAGGACAAUUAAACAUUUUAUGCUAAAAUUAAAAAAAUAUCUUUGUAAACUGACACACUUCUUUUUUUUAUACUGGCACAUUUUAAAUUUAGCAGCCACUUAUUUAAACCUGGGAACAUAUUAGUUAUAAACAGCUUAAGCAAAAUAAACCUUAAAAACAUUUCAGUGCAGCAACUUGCAUUAAAAUAUACUGGUCAAGCGUCUCCCAGUGGAUCCAUGAUGUAAUAAUGUUAUGAAAUAUAUUCAGUCUUGUUUUAUUAAUCAAUUAAAAUGUUGAUAUUUGGCGCAGUGUAUUAAUUCUCGUAUGGCACGGAGAAGGACGACAAUACAUCGCCAUAUAUAUAUACGGUGUUACACAAUAAAUUUGAGUUAUUUGAUUCAGAAUCAGAAGAUUGGAUGAAUAUCAUCUCUGCUUUUUCCCAUCGUUGUAAUAAACAUACGAGAGUUUAAUUGCCAUGAAAAUGUCACAAUGCAAAAACAAUGUUUUUAUUCUUUCUUUUUUAAAUCAGUUGAUUUUGAACUGGACAUGUUGACAGAUUUCAUGAGUAAGUGUGAUUUUGGUCUUGUAGUUUCACAUGUGAAGCAGGACUGAUGGUUUUUGAUUCUUUAGGUGUUUCAGCUGUCUGACGCGGAACACUGAUGAGACAUUUCAGUUCCAUAUGUAUUAAUAAUAUGUUUAGAUGAUGAAUGUUUCUGUGAUGUCUGUAUGUGUCGAUCAAACUGGAGCCAGAAACUCAGACAUGUAAACUCCUCUCGUAGUCUUCAUCUUUUUAUAUUUUAUGUCUCAGGCGAGUCUCAAUAAUGAAGAAAUCUCUUCUGUUGUAUUUGCUGGAGGAACCAUGGCAACACAGGAUUUUAACUCCUGAAAAUAGGAGUUGAAUGGUUGUUUUUUAUAUUUUUUUACAUUUCAGUUUUACAGUGACCGUGCAAGCCAAAGAUUCCACAUACCAUGGUACUUUUUUUACCGCCUUAAACACAGUUGUGAGCGCUGUGAAGGUGUUCUUGCCUUUAUCUCUGCGUCUGAUCAGGUCUGUUUCCACACAAGAUCAAGUUCUGAUGAAAUGAACCAAAUCAAAGUGUAUGAUUGACAUUCAUCUCUUCUGCUGAUGGUUGUUUUUAUUUAAGUUUAAUGAAGUUGAUUUGAUAGUGUUUGUAUUUUCUUCCACACCAAAUGAAACACUGGAUGAUUAAUGUGAAUGCUGUCGAUGGAAAUCUCUUGAAUCUUUGACUGUUUUAAUCUAUUUAAUGUAAAGUGUCAGUAAUGCAGGUGGUGAUGGUCUGAUGUCAUGUGUUAAGAAUGAAUGAAAACUUCUGUCAUUACUGAUAAAAUCACAUUCUCAAUCACCCGCUGCUUUAAGGUUUCAUACCAGUUUGGAACUUGGUUCUAUUGCAGCAUGUUUGUGUUGUGAUUUGACCUCAUGAUAUUAUGGGAUGUCAUCACUAUGGUCUUACUGGUAUCCAGGAUAUUUAUACACAGUGUUUCUCUGCAUGUGUAACUUGAACAACAGCAACAAAAACUGAUAAAUGAUUGCACAAUGCUGUAAUAUCAUCAACGUCUCUUCACACAAAUGUUUUGCUCUAUUCUUCUGUUCUAUUGUUUUUAUAUGUUGAAUAUCUGUUGUAUUUCCCUGAUUGUAUUUAUUCUGAACGGUUUAAUCAGGCGACAGUAAACAUCAUUUGAUUUGA